Molecule: messenger RNA, 1515 nt
Organism: Lithohypha guttulata
Lineage: Eukaryota; Fungi; Ascomycota; Eurotiomycetes; Chaetothyriales; Trichomeriaceae
Exons: 1
Coding region: 1-1515 (504 amino acids)
Source: RefSeq, a predicted model, not a curated record
AUGGACACUUUUGAGUGCUUCGUCUGUCACAAGAAAUGGACAAGAUUGGUCGAUGAUGGCUGCGUUGCUUGUGGUGGCACUUGUGAGGUUCUGAGUGGUCAUACGUCUCUCGAGGAGCUGACUGUUUCUGGGCGCACUGGUGCUGCAGCAACGAAGCCUCGAAUCGAGAAUUCUGCCGUCAGUGAACAGCCGACCAGUGCUCUCUACAAGACAUUCGGUGACCUGGCUAUCGACAACAAACCAGAUACCUCGAAGCCACGCUGCGCUGCACCCCAACGAGCACCAAUCCCUUCGUUUACACGAAUGACAACACCUCCACCAGGACAAUUACCAUCUCCUCGACCUUUCGUGGCCAGCUAUAUAGUUGAAGCCUCCAACUUCCCAAUUGGCACAUCAGCGAUGCAACUUGAGAGAGCUCUUCGCCAGGAUUGUUACAAUGAUGUCGGACUAAACUGCAUGCAGUCCUGCAAGCAAGUCUUCCUUCGACUCCCCAUUACCUUCGAGCUUGCGUUCUCCGACCUUGAAAUUGCCUUUCGCAUAAUUAGAUCUUACAACAACGUCGACGGUACCGCAGGACGAAUGAAGUUCGAGCUCAUUAGUCCUAAACCACUCACAGAGAAUCACAAACAGCAACCAGUCUCUAAAGGACAGGUCCGUGCUCACGAUGGUGUUCGAACCAACUCUGUAUCUUUGUCGAAUACCGAACUACCUUCAGCGUUCAACACUACCCAAGUAUAUCUGAGCUCAUGCAAUUCCCAGUCAGGCUCUGAUCAGUAUAGUUCCGACCAGCAGUGUUUUGACGAGGAUACGUCAAUUGUUAAGAGAAGAGUCCAGGUUGAGAAUUACAGAGGAAAUCCAGACAAGACAGCAAUAGUGAAGUAUGCCUACUUGCAGGAGAGCAGAAAGCAUGAGGCAUCUCUUUCAGUUCUGGACGAACUUGAGAUUGAUGAAUUCGAUGAUUUCGAUGCGUUCGAUGAGAUAGACGAGGUAAAUGAGGAGGACGAGGAUGAGGAUGGCCUCGAUCUGACGCAAGGAGAUGAUGGUACUGUAGCACAGAGGCGCCAAUCAAUUCAGCAUGAAAUUCCUUUCAAGCGACCAACAUUCCCUACUCAUAUCCAGGUACCACCUGCUGCUGAGAAGAGUGUGUCAACAACCACCAAGAAAAAGAAGCACAAGAAGAAGUCGAAGGCGAAAAAAGUCAAGAAGGAGAACGUGCCCAGAAAAUCACCACCAGUAACAGCUCAGCUCGAACUACCAGAUCCUAUUCCUAUGCCUGCUGCAGACCGAAGUCUAAAUGCAACUUGGAACGACGUCGCGACCAAACGUCGAGCUAAGGCGGACAAAGCUCUCAACAACACGGCUAGACACGCGAGACAGAUUAAUGCGAGCUCAUACUUGGCAAAUCCUGGCGGUGAUCAGCUCGACUCGUGGAAUCCGACGUUAAAUGUACGGUUUGCGAUAGGAAGCGCAAAGCAUGCUGUUUGUCGAACUGUACCACGGAGUCUUCUCGAGUAA